Molecule: messenger RNA, 4997 nt
Organism: Motacilla alba alba
Lineage: Eukaryota; Metazoa; Chordata; Aves; Passeriformes; Motacillidae
Gene: ERN1
Product: endoplasmic reticulum to nucleus signaling 1
Exons: 22
Coding region: 522-3431 (969 amino acids)
Biological process (GO): protein phosphorylation; IRE1-mediated unfolded protein response; mRNA processing
Cellular component (GO): IRE1-TRAF2-ASK1 complex
Molecular function (GO): protein serine/threonine kinase activity; ATP binding; RNA endonuclease activity
Source: RefSeq, a predicted model, not a curated record
CUGCAGCCCCCAAACCAUUAAAUAUCACUCAGUGGCAGAUCCAGACGCCUCAAACACCUCCAGGUACGGCGACUCCAUCACUUCCCUUGGGCAGCCCCUUCCAACGCCUGACUGCCCAGUUAUUCCGGGCAGGGUGGUGCCGGGGGAAGGAGGCGACUGACUGGUGCUGCCUGGAUUUAGGUAUUUUUUUAUCACUACACAGCAGCAGUAGCCAGCUGCCAUCGCACCCCGCGGUUCCCCGUGGGGCUGCCGGCCGAGCCCCGGAGCGGGCGGCGGGUCGGUCGGGGCUCACACGAACGGGAGGCUCCGGCAGCGGCGCGGAACCGCGGGGCACCUCGGGCCGCUCCCGGGCCCCGGCCCGGCGGCUGCCCGGGCGGUCGCUGAGCGCGGUGCCCGGCGCGGCCCGUCCGCCCGCGGGUGACGUGCGCGGCCCCUGAGCCCGCCCCGCCCGCCGCGGGGAGCGCCGGACGCGCCGCUCCGGAGGCAGCGCCGUGCGGGGGGAGCGGCCCCGCGGUGCAGCCAUGGAGCCGCUCCGCCGCCUCCUCCUCAGCCUGGCCGCGCUGCUGCUGCUCCCGCCGAGGCUCGCGAACAGCAGCUCAGUAACUGUGCCAGAAACACUGUUGUUUGUUUCAACCCUGGAUGGAAGUUUGCAUGCUGUCAGCAAGAGGACAGGAGCAAUCAAGUGGACUUUAAAAGAAGAUCCUGUCCUCCAGGUGCCGAUCCAUGUGGAAGAGCCAGCUUUUCUUCCCGACCCAAAUGAUGGCAGUUUGUACACACUAGGUGGCAAGAACAGUGAAGGCUUGACUAAACUUCCAUUUACUAUCCCAGAGCUGGUGCAGGCAUCUCCCUGUCGCAGUUCUGAUGGGAUCCUGUACAUGGGUAAAAAGCAGGAUAUUUGGUAUGUGGUUGACCUCAUGACUGGGGAGAAACAGCAGACCUUGACUUCCUCUUUUGCAGAAAGUCUUUGCCCAUCAACAUCCCUCCUGUAUCUUGGGAGAACAGAGUACACGAUCACAAUGUAUGACACCAAAAAGAAGGAGCUGCGAUGGAAUGCCACCUAUUUUGAUUAUGCAGCUACUUUGCCUGAUGAAGACAUAAAAUACAAAAUGUCCCACUUUGUGUCCAACGGGGACGGGCUGGUGGUGACCGUGGACAGCGAGUCUGGGGACGUGCUGUGGAUCCAGAACUACGCCUCCCCCGUGGUGGCCUUUUACAUCUGGCAGCGAGAGGGGCUGAGGAAAGUCCUGCACACCAACGUGGGCAUCGAGACCCUGCGCUACCUGACCUUCAUGUCCGGGGAGGUUGGACACAUCACCAAGUGGAAAUAUCCCUUCCCAAAGGAAACAGAGACCAAGAGCAAACUAACCCCAACCCUGUACGUAGGGAAAUACUCCACGAGUCUGUACGCGUCGCCCUCCAUGGUGCACGAGGGAGUCACUGUCGUGCCCCGUGGCAGUGCCAUUCCCUUGCUGGAGGGCCCAAAAACAGAAGGAGUCACCAUUGAAGACAGCGGCGAGUGCGUGAUCACGCCCAGCACCGAUGUCAAGUUUUCGGGCAGGCUGAAGGAAAAGCACAAGCUCAACUACUGGAAUGACUGGCUGCUGAUAGGGCACCAUGAAACACCAUUGUCUGCCCCCACAAAGAUCCUGGAGAAAUUCCCAAGCAACUUACCGAAGAGGCCUGAAAAUGUGAUUCCAGCUGACUCUGAGAAAGCCACUAUUGAAGAGGUCAUUGACAUUGUUGGAGGUUCCUCAACAGAAGGGCCUCCAGCUGCUCCAAAGGAUAUCGAGGAGACUCCUGCUCGGCCCAUCCCGCGGCCGGAGGCUCCAGUGGACUCCAUGCUGAAGGACAUGGCCACGAUCAUCCUCAGCACUUUCCUGCUUGUGGGCUGGGUGGCUUUUAUCAUCACCUACCCAAUGAGUGUCCACCAGCAGCAGCAGAGGCAGCAUCAGCUGGAAGAGAAGAUCCAGCUCUUGCAGCAGCAGAAGCUGCCCUUUGGUGCUCCCGGUGAUCUCCCGCCCGAGGCAGAUUUCCUGGACACGUCGUACGGGCGGACGGAGAGCUCAACUGCCAGCACCCCAAACUUGUCCCCCAGAGCUUCAAACCACUCUGCCUACUCCAAUAUCUCCACAUCUGAUGUUGGGAGCUGCCUCUCCACUGAGCAAGAAGAAGGAGAUGAAGAAGCAAACCGAGUGAUUGUUGGCAAGAUUUCAUUUAACCCUAAAGAUGUACUGGGACAUGGUGCUGAAGGGACAAUUGUUUACAGGGGCUCCUUUGAUAACCGUGAUGUGGCAGUGAAGAGGAUUCUCCCCGAGUGCUUCAGCUUCGCAGACCGGGAGGUGCAGCUGCUGCGCGAGUCCGACGAGCACCCGAACGUGAUCCGCUACUUCUGCACGGAGCGGGACCGGCAGUUCCAGUACAUCGCCAUCGAGCUGUGCGCUGCCACCCUGCAGGAGUAUGUUGAGCAGAAGGCCUUCAGCCACCAUGGCUUACAACCCAUCACUCUCCUGCAGCAGACAACGUCCGGGCUGGCUUACCUGCACUCCCUGAAUAUUGUCCACAGGGACCUGAAGCCCCACAACAUCCUCAUCUCGAUGCCCAACGCUCACGGGAAAGUCAAAGCCAUGAUUUCAGACUUUGGGCUGUGCAAGAAGCUGGCAGUGGGCAGGCACAGCUUCAGCCGCCGCUCGGGCGUGCCGGGCACCGAAGGCUGGAUCGCCCCAGAGAUGCUGAGUGAAGACUGCAAAGAGAACCCUACAUACACUGUGGACAUCUUUUCAGCUGGCUGUGUCUUCUAUUACGUGGUGUCUGAAGGUGGCCAUCCCUUUGGCAAGUCCCUGCAGCGGCAAGCCAACAUCCUGCUGGGAGCAUACAGCCUGGAGGCUCUGGAGGCAGGGAGGCACGAAGACAUUGUUGCUCAUGAUUUAAUAGAGCAGAUGAUAAACAUGGACCCUCAGAAACGGCCAUCUGCCAGCUGUGUGCUCAAACACCCCUUCUUUUGGAGUCUAGAAAAACAGCUCCAGUUCUUUCAGGAUGUUAGUGACCGGAUAGAGAAAGAAUCUUUAGAUGGUCCAAUAGUCAAGCAGUUAGAAAGAGGUGGAAGAGAAGUGGUGAAAAUGGACUGGAGAGAGCACAUCACUGUUCCUCUUCAGACAGAUCUUCGAAAAUUUAGAUCCUAUAAAGGUGGCUCUGUCCGGGACCUUCUGAGGGCAAUGAGAAAUAAGAAGCACCAUUACAGGGAACUGCCUCCCGAAGUGCAGGAGACCCUGGGCUCCAUCCCAGAUGAUUUUGUGUGUUACUUCACAUCUCGUUUCCCUCGCCUGCUCCUGCACACCUACCACGCUAUGCACAUCUGCUGCCAAGAAAGACUCUUCCAGCAUUACUAUGCUGAGGACUCUGCAGAGCUGAGCCUCACAGGAGACACGGUUUGAGAGGACAGGAAUGGAACUUUCUUCUCUGGGACCAACAUUCCAAGCACAGGCCUACCCUUAGCAGGGAAAAGUGGGAUCAAAGAGCUGAAUUCUCUCUCUCUGAAGAAACCAAGCUUCCAAAAAGUGCCUUGUACCUGUGGCUGUGCUGGAUCAGGAGAUGGUGGAGCUCAGGGCGUGAGUGGUAAAGUGAUGAACCCUGGGGAUGGAGUUACUGACUCCAAGGCAGUUUUCAAGACUGUGGAAAUGAAGAGCAAAAGCUGGAUAUAACCAUCACCCAAUAUCCCUGUACUGUAUGUGAUUUUGUAACAGAUGUGUUUUACUACCAAAAGAAAAAAAAGGAAUUCAGUGAUUGAAAUCAUAUUAAUUAUUCGGGACUGGGAUGUGCAAAAGGAGCCCUUUGGUUGUAGCAAAUUAUCUGAACCUGCCAUUGCACUGCUGCCACAUUAGGCACACCACAGUGAUUGUAAAGGGAAUCAUUCAUGAUUAUCCUAAAAAUGGUAUAAAAGUACCAUUUCUGUUUAACCACUACUACUCUGGAAAGGUAGUCCCUUAUACUUGAGCAGAAACAGUUUAAAAAAUACUGACUUGAAACAUCAAUUCAAGGUUUUCCUACUCUGAAAAUAACCCUUGUUGUUUAAUAUGAAGCAGUAUUUGCAGAACAGGUUGAACAAUCCUCGACUUAACUCACAGUAUGAGAACAGAUCUGCUCAAGUACCUGCAGCAACCACCAAUGGCAGCUGGGAGCUGCCUGUGACUCAUCAACUGCAAGUGUCCCUCAAGGGCUAAGAAAAGGCCACAGCCACAGAGCCAGGGGUGAGAUGAGUCCUGGGAAAAAGAGCUAAACAGGAACCAAGAGCUGUUCAGAGCAGUGAAAUCAGGGCAGUGUUUAAGGGGUGCCACAGAGCUGUAGAACCCCAUUUCCUGAGUCUGUGGGUUGGUAAUUCCAUCCACGGCAGCCUGUGUGGUUAAAGGUGCAGUAUUUCUUUACACUGGCCCUGAAGCUGUGACAAAGUGUCACGUGUGCUAGGAUGAAGAAAUGCUGAAUUCUAAUGUAACUGGGGUGUUCUUUUACAAUAUAUUUAUUUAAUGUAUUUAUAUUUAUUUAAUUUUUACUACAAAGUGGUAUCAAAUCCACGUGGUACAAGUAUGAAGCAUGCCAAAUCAGUCUUAAUCAGUUUUGUGUUUAUAUUUAAUCAUCAGAUAACUGGAAGAGGAAAAGUGAUAUUGCAUCUUUCAAUGGAAUUAAUUAAAAGGGAAAUUAGAAAGUGAGGAUUUGUAUGACUGUGCCAUUGUGUCUUAAAUAAAUUAUUGCUAGUAAUACCCCAUGUAUGAUGGGGUAUGUACAGCUAUUUUUCUGGAGAUACUUUACAGGAUGUUUUUUUCCUACUUUUACAAUGUAUGAGAGCAAUUUACCUAAUAUGCCAAACUGUGCAGGUUACAUGUUCUAAAGCUUGAAAAAAUAAUGGUAAUUUUACCUAAAAAGAUUCAAAAUCUUUCAUAUUUUUGUAUUUCUCAUGUAAAGGUCUUUUAUAAAUCUACUAAAUAAAGACUCGGAUUAAAACCCCA